AAACAAAAAUAAAAAAAAAAGAAAAAAAAAAGAGAAAAAAAGCAGCAUUAUCAACAGUUAUUUUCCAUCGGCUCCAUGCAUCUGCAUGAAGAAGAUUGAAGAACAAUAAAUCAAGUAUUUUUUUAAUGUUUUGUUCUUAGAACGAUCUGUUAUCAAUUUCUUGUUUGUUCCCCAAUGAGGCUAGUAAACAAAAAUACGUGAAAAUGUUGAUAUAUGGUCCUUUCAUUUCUAUAAGUGCAUGUUGGAUACGUGGUAAAAAGGAAAAGGUGGUUCUUCAUUUUCUUUCAUUAAUAUUUUUAUUUUUUGAGUGUAAAAUUAAUUGGUCUUGGGCAAAUCAAACCCUAUUUAUGGCGUCGUUGUUCUAGUUCGAAUUUCGACAAUGCCUUAAUUGAUGCAACUCGUAAAUGUACUCUCAGCUUUGUCCAUGUCCACUUAUUCUUGCGUCAAUAUGUUCAAUUUUUAAGGUCUUUUUCUUUUGGCUCUAAAACGUCAAAUGUUAUGCACCACGACUACUUCUAUUUUCUAUAAUUCUUUGUACUCCUUUAAUCAGCCCGAAAAAAAAAAAAAUAACAAAGAAUUUUGGUGAUCAUGAAUAAUUGAGUAGUAAUAGUAGCUAGUGCUGAAUUGGAAUUUGUUGGAUGAUUUAUUGCCAGCCAUCUACUAACAUCAUCUAUAAUGUAGGCUAUUAAUUAUAUAUAUUGCUGCAACUCCUCAUCACACAUAAAAUGUUCUCACAGUUCAAGACAAUUGUCUUUGUCAAAUUAAUUAUUAAUCGGGUACUACUAAGUUACAAAUCAAUUCUUAUGAUUUUUCUAGCUUUUCAUUGUGAUUUUGUAGUCAAGAUUUUGCAUCUGUUAUAGUUAAACAUAGUUCCAUGAAUCACAAUGAAAUUGAUGUUAAGAUUUAGACACAAAUAAUUAGUUAGCAAUUAAUUUGUCUACAGUUAUUAUUUGAUGAAAUUAAGGAAAUAAAAAAAAUUCGUGUCGAUGAUUAUUAAUUUUGUCGCCGCAGCUCCGAACUACAGAUUUAUGCAUGAAGCAACUUCAGCUCCGGACGUUUCAUUCUACGACUACAUCAUCGUCGGCGGCGGCACCGCCGGCUGUCCGUUGGCCGCCACCCUUUCUCAGAACUACAGCGUGCUGCUCCUCGAACGCGGCGGCUCGCCUUACGGCAACCCGAACAUAACCUAUUUGUCGGCAUUCGGGGCAGCCCUCUCCGACCUAUCUCCAGCGUCCCCUUCCCAACGCUUCAUCUCGGAGGACGGCGUAAUCAACGCCAGAGCCCGGGUUCUGGGCGGAGGGAGUUGUUUAAAUGCCGGGUUUUACACCCGGGCUCCGACCACAUUCGGGGACGGCCUCGGCUGGGAUGCGGAUUUGGUGAAGGAAUCUUAUGAGUGGGUGGAGAAGAAAGUGGCGUUUGAGCCGCCGGUGAAGCAGUGGCAAUCGGCGGUCAGGGAUGGUUUGGUGGAAUCCGGCGUUACUCCUUAUAAUGGUUUUACCUAUGAUCAUAUUUACGGCACCAAGAUCGGUGGUUCAAUCUUUGAUCUAGAUGGGAAUCGGCAUACUGCUGCUGAUUUGCUUGAAUAUGCAAAUCCAAGUGGACUUACUGUUCUUUUGUACGCUUCUGUCCACAAAAUUCUGUUCAGAAACCAAGUGGGAGAAAGGCCAAGAGCUCGUGGGGUGAUAUUUAGGGAUGCUUCAGGGACUAAGCACAAGGCAUACAUCAAAAAAGGAGGUAAAAGUGAGGUGAUCAUAUCAUCUGGAGCACUUGGAAGUCCACAGCUGUUGAUGCUGAGUGGAAUUGGACCAGAAAAAGAGCUGAAAUCGCAUAAUAUCACUGUGGUUUUAGAUCAACCAUGGGUUGGGUCUGGGAUGGCUGAUAACCCAAUGAAUGCAGUUUUUGUGCCAUCUCCAGCUGAUGUUGAGGUUUCCCUUAUUCAAGUAGUAGGGAUCACUCAGAUUGGGAGUUACAUUGAAGCUGCCAGUGGUGAAAACUUUGCUGGAGCUUCCACUACUAGAGACUUUGGAAUGUUUUCUCCAAAGAUUGGGCAGCUGAGCACAUUGCCACCUAAAGAAAGAACCGCAGAAGCCUUGGCCAGAGCCAUUGAUGCAAUGAGUGAACUGGAUGAUUCGGUAUUCAAUGGUGGAUUCAUCCUGGAAAAAGUCAUGGGUCCUGUCUCAAAAGGUAACUUGACCCUGCGCAACAAGAACCCGAAUGAUAAUCCCAUUGUUCACUUUAACUAUUUCCAGGAGCCAGAGGAUCUGGAAAGAUGUGUGAGUGGGAUGAAGAUCAUUGAAGACAUUAUUGAAUCAAAAUCCUUCAUCAACUUCAGAUACAAUGACAUGCCAGUACCGGUUCUCCUGAACAUGACAGCCAGUGCUCCCGUGAACUUGUUGCCGAAACACAUGAACGUGUCGACUUCGUUAGAACAGUUCUGUAAGGACACUGUGAUGACCAUUUGGCAUUACCAUGGCGGAUGUCAUGUUGGUAAGGUCGUCGAUAAUGAUUAUAAAGUGAUCGGCGUCGAUAAUUUGCGGGUGAUUGAUGGCUCCACCUUUACUUACUCUCCUGGAACUAAUCCUCAAGCUACUGUUAUGAUGCUUGGAAGGUAUAUGGGAGUAAAGAUGUUACAAGAGAGACUCGCAAGUGAAGCAGCAAAGUAACCAAAAAUUUUCCACUUUUUUCUCCAUUUGACACUUUGAUGUGUUAGCAAGAGAAAGAUCGUGAGGAGCGAAAACUUAGUAGUAACUUUGGAAGUUAUAAAAUUGUUAUACUGUACUAUGUAUGAACUCCAUAAUAUUUGUCAUUUUCAGUUACUGAAGCUUCUGUUAGCUUUAUGAAUUUAUAGUCAGCAAAGCCUAAAUGACAAUUAAGUUCUGAGACAUGAUUUUUCUUCAUCAUGAUCCCUUCGAUUCUGUAUUCAACUCUAAGAGUCUGUCCUUUUGAUAUUGGGUAAGAAAUUUCUUUGGUCAAUCCAGGAUAAACUUAAAUCUCAAUAAGCAGAGGAAUAUAGCACCGGAUAUACCCCCCUCAAGGGGUCUCAUACUGAAUUAUGCAGGCAAGAAUCCAACACACCCUUUUCAGAAAAAACAUGAAAGUGCAAAGCGAACGAUCUGUGAAUGCGAGCCAAUUUAAAGCUGUCAGAUCCUGAAUAGAGCAAUCUCUUGGCUGACAAAUCAAUCAUGUACGAGCAGGAGACAGCAAAGCAAAGCAACCGCGGAGAACCAACAUGUACGAUCAGGACUCAAUAAAAAGACCUCCCAAAUCAUCGUUGCCUCCAAUCCGAGUGUGUUUUCUUGACGUCGACAACCUUUGCAACACGAGUUUGGGCGGUUUUGCCGUGGCGAGACAAAAAUUAAUUUGAUUAUUCAAUGACUUGGUGUGAUGAUAAUUGAUAGUGAGAUGUUUUAUUUCGUUGUUCGGUCAGAUUUAAAUUAUGGGUUGG
Messenger RNA from Oldenlandia corymbosa var. corymbosa, 3445 nucleotides. Lineage: Eukaryota; Viridiplantae; Streptophyta; Magnoliopsida; Gentianales; Rubiaceae. The record is from the annotation of a GenBank genome assembly.